Messenger RNA from Zophobas morio, 927 nucleotides. RefSeq lists its product as uncharacterized. The transcript is spliced from 3 exons. The coding region runs from base 1 to 879 and encodes 292 amino acids. The record is from RefSeq and is a predicted model, not a curated record. Lineage: Eukaryota; Metazoa; Arthropoda; Insecta; Coleoptera; Tenebrionidae.
AUGAAAAGUUGGAUUAACUGCAAAAAACAAGAAGCGCCGUACCCUGCGUAUAGUGAAUUCUGUCACGAAGAUCCUCGAGAGAAACCCUCCGAAUGCAAACUGUGUCCGUGGAGGCCCGAAGACAACCCCAACUUCAAACCACCCAAGAAGAAGUUCCACACUUCGAGCGGGGCGAAGGUGCGUCGCAGCGGGCUAGAAAUGGAGUACCAGGAAGCGGAAGUCGACGUGGACGUAGAGGAGGAGGUGGCGGGAGAGCAACGGAAAGGAAUGCAGUGCGAUUUGCGUAAACCCCCGUGCGACCCGCCGAAGGACACCCGCUGUCCCGCCCCUAAAGACAAAAAGACAAAAGACGAAAAAAAGAAGAAAGAUAAGAAGAAAAGCGUGUCACAAUUUUUGGAAGACGAGAUCCUAGGGCUAAAAACUCGACCCGCCUUUUCGCUCUCGUUGUCCUCGAGCGACAAGGGCGAGCCGUGCAAAGGGCCCUGUAAGAAGUUCAAGUUCCCGGAAUGCAAGCAGAAGGUCAAGGAGAAAGAAAUCGUCGAGGACAAGUGUCCCAAGAAGAAGAAAAAGCGGAAAAUUGUCGACUGCCCGCCAGAGGAUGAGAACAAGAAAUGUGUUCCGCUGAGGGAGUUAGUGGGGUAUAGUUUGACUGGUGGAGGGGGCAAUGACAAAGAGAAGAAGAAAUGUCCCGAAAUCGAUCUGACCGUUUUUAGAGAAGAUAGAGAAGAUCCGUGCACUUUGAAGAGGAAAGGAACCACGAAGGUCUGUCCGGGUGACUUGCUGAAGAAGAAGAAGAGGGGGCCCAAGAAGAAAGCUAGUGGGAUUAUUACGCCCGUCGAGUCUAAAACCAAGAUGCCUCAACAAAGGAAAACCAUAUAGAUGUUGAUAAAUGUGUAAAAUAAAAAUCAAAAAAAGUUUAAAGAACAA